This is a messenger RNA of Ochotona princeps (American pika), 1770 nucleotides long. It is a transcript of the gene ACOT12, whose product is annotated as acyl-CoA thioesterase 12. Gene Ontology annotation, molecular function: lipid binding; acetyl-CoA hydrolase activity. Gene Ontology annotation, cellular component: extracellular exosome. NCBI's taxonomy places the organism in Eukaryota, Metazoa, Chordata, Mammalia, Lagomorpha, Ochotonidae. The record is from RefSeq and is a predicted model, not a curated record. The coding region runs from base 1 to 1662 and encodes 553 amino acids. The transcript has 15 exons.
AUGGAGAGACCGAUGGCGCUGGGCAGCGAGGUGCUCAUGAGCCAGGCCAUCCAGCCGGCGCACGCUGACGCCCGCGGCCAGCUGAGCGCUGGGCAACUGCUUAAGUGGGUGGACGCUGCUGCCUGCCUGGCGGCUGAAAAGCAUGCCGGGGUUUCCUGUGUCACAGCCUCCGUAGAUGACAUCCAGUUUGAGGAGACGGCGAGAGUUGGACAAGUUAUCACCAUCAAAGCCAAAGUCACCAGGGCGUUCAGCACAAGCAUGGAGAUCAGCAUUAAGGUCAUGGUACAGGACACACUCACUGGCACUGAGAAACUUGUUAGUGUGGCUUUCUCGACAUUUGUCGCCAAACCAGUUGGGAAAGAGAAGGUUUGUUUAAAGCCAGUCACGCUUCUCACGGAACAAGAUCGUGUGGAGCAUAAUCUGGCUUCUGAGAGAAGGAGAGUCCGGCUGCAGCACGAAGAUACUUUCAACAACCUGAUGCGGGAGAGCGGCAAGUGUGCGGAUCUUAAUUCUUCUGAGGAAGAAGGAUCAGUGUCGACAAGGGGCACCUCUGCCCAGAGCGUUGAACUUGUCCUCCCGCCCCACGCAAACCACCACGGGAACACUUUUGGUGGCCAGAUCAUGGCCUGGAUGGAGACGGUAGCUACUAUUUCUGCAAGCCGCCUGUGCCGGGCACACCCUAUCCUCAAGUCCGUGGACAUGUUCAAGUUCCGGGGCCCAUCCACAGUUGGAGACCGCCUUGUCUUCAGUGCCAUUGUCAACAACACAUUUCAGACCUGCGUGGAAGUCGGGGUGCGCGUGGAGGCCUUUGACUGUCAGGAGUGGGCCAAGGGCCGUGGCCGGCACAUCAACAGCGCCUUCCUCAUUUACCAGGCAGUCGACACCAAGGGCGAGCCCAUCAGCCUUCCCAGGAUCAAACCCGUCUCGGAGGAUGAUGUUAGGCGCUACCGGGGAGCCAUUGCACGCAAGAGAAUCCGCCUGGGCAGAAAGUAUGUCAUUUCCCACAGAGAGGAGGUUCCACGUUGCACCCACUGGGAUCUAAGCAAGCAGGCAGCGCUCAGCCGUGGCAACGUGGAGGCGCUCAGAACACUGGCAGCCAAGAGCGGCUGGGAGGUGACCAGCACUGCAGAAAAGAUAAAAAUAUACACGCUGGAGGAGCGGGACGUCCUGUCCAUCUGGGUGCAGAAGCAGGUGGAGAGUCCUGCACACCUGGCCUACCACCUGCUGUCUGACUUCACGAAGCGGCCUCUGUGGGACCCCCAUUACAUGUCCUGUGAGGUCCUAGACUGGGUGGGCGAAGAUGACAAGAUAUACUACAUCACCUGUCCUAUGGCCACUGGGGACAAACCGAAAGACCUGGUGGUGCUUGUGUCGCGCAGAAAACCCGUCAGGUCUGGGCAUGCUUACACGGUAGCAGUAAAGUCCGUGGUGCUGCCGUCCGCCCCACCAUCGCCUGAGUACAUCAGGGGUGAAAUUGUGUGUGCCGGGUUCCUCAUCCAUGCCAUCGACAGCUACACGUGCACUGUGUCCUACUUUAACCAGAUAUCUGCUAGCAUCCUUCCUUACUUUGCUGGAAACCUGGGCGGCUGGUCCAAGUCCAUUGAAGAAGCCGCAGCCUCUUGUAUUAAAUUCAUCGAGAACGCUGCCGUGAGCAUGUCUUAAGGAGUCAUCUGUUAAUCACUUGUCAUUUCCUUUCUCACUUUUCAUUCAAGCAUCCUGACCCCUGAUGCUGGGAAGUGUUGGGAAGAGGGGAGCGAUCACAGAACUUCA